AUUGGUAUAUCUUGUCCUAUAUAACCUGUGACCAUCACAACAGCAUCAAACCAACUCCACAUCGAUAUUCUCCUUCUACCUCGUGUCUCUUGUUCCCCGACACUCAACAUGCUCUUCAACGAACUAGCCCUUUUAUCCGCGUUAUCCGCAGGAUGCCUCGCAGUACAAGCAGAUAGGCUUGCACCCCGACAAGGGGACGGCUCUAUCAUCUUUACCACAAUUUGCCUCGGCCCCCGCUGCUCCGAUGCCCCUGCCCCCACCACAGCGCCACCCAAGACAACGCUCAGAACCACUACUACUUCAAAGAAGACAACGAGUAGUACGAAGGAACCUACGAAGACUUCUUCGCCCUCACAACCGACAAAAACGCAAACGGAGGAAGUGGGCCCGAGUAGCACGAGGUGUCCUGUGCCACUGUACUACCAAUGCGGAGGGUAUCAUGAUGGGAAGCCGUGGACGGGGUGUGAGGUAUGCGUCAAGGGGGCGAAGUGUAUUUGGCAGAAUGACUGGUACUAUCAGUGUGUUGCGGAUGAUGGAUCGUUGUAGGUGGAGUUGAGGAUGAAUGCUCUUUUCUUUU
This is a messenger RNA of Paraphaeosphaeria sporulosa, 577 nucleotides long. RefSeq lists its product as uncharacterized. Gene Ontology annotation, cellular component: extracellular region. Gene Ontology annotation, molecular function: cellulose binding. Lineage: Eukaryota; Fungi; Ascomycota; Dothideomycetes; Pleosporales; Didymosphaeriaceae. The record is from RefSeq and is a predicted model, not a curated record. Bases 109 to 546 code for a protein of 145 amino acids. Gene Ontology annotation, biological process: carbohydrate metabolic process. The transcript is spliced from 3 exons.